AUGUUGCUAUGCCACCAUUACCGUGAAGAAACAUCGCACGUGGUGAUGAUGAACCAUCGUCAGGGUGGCGCACCAUCAUCGAGUGGGCAAAGCGCUGGUCGGAUGAGGAUUCGAUCGAUUCCGACGGCAAUGGACGAAAAAUACGUGACAAGCAUUUGGGAAUUGCUGAAAAAAGCGAUUCAAGAGAUUCAGCGAAAGAAUAAUUCUGGAUUGAGUUUUGAGGAAUUGUACAGAAAUGCGUACACUAUGGUGCUGCAUAAACACGGCGAUCGGUUGUAUAUUGGAUUGAGAGGAGUCAUCGAGGAACAUAUGAGAGCAAAUAUUCGUCCAUGCAUUGAGGAGGCAAUCGAGGUAAAAAUGGAGGUACAUCUAUUGGAAACAUUGAUCUCUGUUUGGAAUGAUCACACAACGGCGAUGGUCAUGAUACGAGACAUUUUGAUGUACAUGGAUCGAGUUUAUGUGAGUCAACAAAAGGUUGAACCUGUCUACAACUUGGGGCUUUCUAUUUUCAAAGAUGAGAUCAUUCGAUGGGAUUUGGUGAAUGAGAGAUUGAGGAGAGAAAUGCUCGACAUGGUCACCAGAGAGAGACAGGGAGAGCAAAUCGAUUGGAUCUUGUUAAAGCAUGGUAGCACAAUGUUGUCAGCUCUUGGAAUUUACGAAGCUGAAUUCGAGCAGCAUUUUCUCAGUGAAUCCGCUCAAUAUUAUAAAAGAAUGGGACUCGAGUUUUUAGCGGAAAACUCAGCAGCCGAAUAUGUGAAACGGGUGGAAACUUGCAUACGAGAAGAAAACGAUCGAGCUCAACGAUAUCUUGAUUCAAGCACAAGAGCAAAGAUCCUAGCUGUCGUCGACAGUGAACUGAUUGAAGUUCAUAUGAAAUCAGUCGUCGAAAUGGAUGGUAGUGGAGUCAGCCAUAUGUUGAAUGUGAAUUUGUUAGCCGACUUGCAAAGAAUGUACACUGUUUUCCAUCGAGUCACAAAUGGAACACAGGUGAUCUGUCAAGCAGUAUCCUCAUGGGUUCGUCAACGAGGUGAAGAGAUCACUCAUCCAGAAAAUCAACAAGAAGAACUUAAAAAGGACCCUGUUCUCUAUAUAACGAGGCUAAUGGAGUUAGAGGAACGCUCAGAAACCCUUUUGAGAGACGCUUUUCAAGAGGACAAAAUGUUCAAGAAAAGAAUCUACGACGAUUUCACGCAUUUCAUCAAUCUCAACAAUCAUUCAGCUGAAUAUUUAACGAUUUUUCUUGACGAAAAGCUUCGAAAAGGGAACAGAGUGCUUCGCGAGGCUGAAAUUGAUGAGGCGGUGAAUCGUUGUAUGACAUUGUUCCGAUUUUUGGGGGAGAAAGAUAUUUUUGAGCAAUACUAUAAGCGAGCGCUUGCCAAGCGGCUACUCACCGACCGUUCGGCUUCAGAUGACAGUGAAAAGGCGAUGGUGAGUCGAUUGAAGACUGAGUGCGGCUAUCAGUACACGUCGAAGUUAGAGAAUAUGUUCAAGGAUAGAGAACUUUGGAACACAAUUCAAGCUGGCUUCCGAGAUUACUUGAAUGUGUACGAUAAUAGAAUGGAGCGAGAUCCUUGUGAGAUCGUUGUCCGAGUACUGACGUCAGGAGUUUGGCCAACACAAAACAUCACUCUCACCUGCUCGCUUCCAAUUCACGCUGAGCAAUCGUGGAAAUCAUUUCAAGACUUCUAUCAAAAAAAGCACAGUGGCCGCAAGUUGACACUUAACACAUUUCUUGGGAAUGCCGAUGUGAAAGCCGUUUUCUUCAAUCCGCUUCGAUCGGCGAAUGAUGAUUCGAGUCAACAAGAAGAGCCAACACCGAGCCAGGGUCCUUAUCGACCUCAACACUUCACCGAGAAUCACAAAAUCCUCAACGUUAGCACUCAUCAGAUGACCGUUUUGCUAUGCUUUAAUACAAAGAAUGUUUUCAAAUAUUCUGAGCUCGGCGACGCGACGAACAUCACCGAGAGAGAGCUGCAAAAAACGAUGCAAUCACUCUCAAUGGGGAAAGCCUCGCAAAGAAUUUUGGUUCGAAAAGGGACAACGGCUAAAGAAAUUGCUCAAAACGAUGAAUUCUAUGUGAAUGACUCGUUCACCUCAAAACUAGUGAGGAUUAAAGUGUCAACAAUUGCCGAUGCAAAGUCAUCAACACCAAAAGAAGCAGCAGUUUUGAAAGAAAGGGUGGAGGAUGACCGAAAACAUGAGAUCGAGUGCGCCAUUGUGAGGGUGAUGAAAUCGAGGAAAAGAUUAGAGCACAACAAUUUGCUCACAGAGGUUCUCUACCAAACCUCGACCCGCUUCAAGCCAACCCCAACCGCCAUCAAGCAACGAGUCGAGGCUUUAAUUGAAAGAGAUUACUUAGCCAGAGACAAAAAAGACCCCAAAAUUUACGAGUACGUUUCA
This is a messenger RNA of Mesorhabditis belari, 2400 nucleotides long. NCBI's taxonomy places the organism in Eukaryota, Metazoa, Nematoda, Chromadorea, Rhabditida, Rhabditidae. The record is from the annotation of a GenBank genome assembly.